This is a messenger RNA of Puma concolor (puma), 1596 nucleotides long. Its product is annotated as keratin, type II cytoskeletal 5-like. Gene Ontology annotation, biological process: keratinization; intermediate filament organization. Gene Ontology annotation, molecular function: structural constituent of skin epidermis. Gene Ontology annotation, cellular component: keratin filament. NCBI's taxonomy places the organism in Eukaryota, Metazoa, Chordata, Mammalia, Carnivora, Felidae. The record is from RefSeq and is a predicted model, not a curated record.
AUGACCCAACGAUCUUCUGUCACCAUCAAGUCAGGAGGCACUCGGAACUUCAGUGCUUCCUCGGCCAGCCUCCUCCCAGGCUGCCGGCCCAGCUUCAGCUCUGUCUCCGUCUCCCAGGGUGGAAAGAGCUUUGGGGGUGGCUUUGGGGGUGGCUUCGGGACCAGGAGCCUCCACAACUUUGGAGGCAGCAAGAGAAUCUCCAUCAGUGGAGGCUACCGCUCCAACCGGGCCAGCGGUGGGGGCGCUGGCUAUGGGCUGGGUCUCGGAGGCAUGGGCUACAGGGUUGGGGGAGCCUUCGGUGGGUAUGGAUUUGGAGCUGGGAUGAUGCCUGGCUCUGGGGGCAUCCAGGAGGUCACCGUCAACCAAAGCCUCCUGACCCCCCUCCACCUGGAGAUAGAUCCCUCUCUCCAGCGGGUACGAAAGGAGGAGAGGGAACAGAUCAAGACCCUCAACAACAAGUUUGCCUCCUUCAUUGACAAGGUGCGGUUCCUGGAGCAGCAGAACAAGGUCCUGGAGACCAAAUGGAGCCUCCUGCAGGAGCAUAAAACCACCAGGGCCAAUAUCGAGCCCAUGUUUGAAGCCUACAUCAGCAACCUGAGGCGGCAGCUGGACUGCCUGGGUGGAGAGCGGGCACGGCUAGAGACGGAGCUCAAGAACAUGCAGGACGUGGUGGAAGACUUCAAGAACAAGUACGAAGAAGAAAUCAACAGGCGCACGGUAGCAGAGAACGAGUUUGUGGUGCUCAAGAAGGACGUGGAUGCUGCCUACAUGAACAAGGUGGAGUUGGAGGCCAAGGUGGAUGCCUUAAUGGAUGAAAUCAACUUCCUGAGAGCUUUCUAUGAUGCGGAACUGGCUCAGCUUCAGGCCCAGAUCUCAGAAACCUCCGUGGUGCUGUCCAUGGACAACAACCGCAAGCUGGACCUAGACAGCAUCAUCUCUGAGGUCAAGGCCCAGUAUGAGGACAUCGCCAACCGCAGCCGGGCCGAGGCCGAGUCCUGGUACCAGAUCAAGUACGAGGAGCUGCAGCGGUCUGCGGGCCGCCACGGGGAUGACCUCCGCACCACCAAGAUGGAGAUCUCCGAGCUGAACCGUGUGAUGCAGAGGCUGCGCUCUGAGAUUGAUAACCUGAAGAAACAGUGUACCACACUCCAGAACGCAAUCGCUGAUGCCGAGCAGCGCGGGGAGCUGGCCCUCAAGGACGCCAAGCACAAGCUGGCCGAGCUGGAGGAUGCCCUUCAAAAGGCCAAGCAGGACAUGGCCCGGCAGCUGCGGGAGUACCAGGAGCUCAUGAACGUCAAGCUGGCCCUGGACAUCGAGAUCGCCACCUACCGCAAGCUGCUGGAGGGCGAGGAGUGCAGACUCACUGGGGAAGGUGUCGGACCUGUGAACAUCUCCGUGGUCUCCUCCACCGGAGGCACAGGCUACAGUGCAGGUGGCGGUGGCCUCUGUGUGGCCGGAGGCGGCUACAGCAGCAGCCUGGGCUACGGCGGGGGCGGCGGCUUUAGCUCCACCAGUGGCCGCAGCAUGAGUGGCAGCAGCUCCAGCAUGCGUAUCAUCUCCAAGACGUCAUCCACCAAGAAGAGUUACAGGAGCUAA